AUGGAGGUAAUGGACGGUGAAGGUCCUUAUCCUGUAGCAGCAGCAACAGCAGCAGCAGCAGCAGCAGCAGCAGAUCCUCAGCUUCUUACUCCUGGUGCAGCAUCAGUUCAAGACAUAGUACUAGAAGAUGAUGCAGCAGCAGCAGGAGCAGCAGCAGCAGCAGCAGCAGGAGAUGAUGAUGAGGAAGAAGAAGAGGAAGAAGAAGAGGAAGAAGAAGAAGAAGGAAUAAAUAACGAGGAAGAAGUACAGCGCAAGGAAGAAGAUAGACCAAGAACUACUAAGCGUCUAUACACCACAAAAAAGAGCAUGCGUGCUGCAGCAGCAGCAAAUAGCCAAGCAGCAGCAGCAAGAAAGAAAUUUAUUACUGUUGUGUCUUUGCUGCUGCUGCUCAGUGCCUUCCUUAGUAUGCGCAGCAAACUUGUACAGCCUGAUGACGAGGAGGAGGAGGAGGAGGCACUAGAGGAGGACCCAAGCAGCAGCAGCAGCAACAACAGCAGCAACAAGAACCAGGAGGAGCAGCAGCAGCAAGGAGAGGAGGACGAAGCAACAACAGAUGAAGGAACAGAUGCUUCCCUCUCUUAA
Eimeria maxima is the source of this 582-nucleotide messenger RNA. RefSeq lists its product as hypothetical. The record is from RefSeq and is a predicted model, not a curated record. Bases 1 to 582 code for a protein of 193 amino acids. NCBI's taxonomy places the organism in Eukaryota, Apicomplexa, Conoidasida, Eucoccidiorida, Eimeriidae. The transcript has a single exon.